AUGGUAUAUGGCCGUGUCAUGCAGGAACAGGCCGGCAGCACAGCCCACCAGCGGGAGAUGUUCCGGUUAUCCAGUACUGAUUGGCAUCAGUUUUUAGGGUUUGGUGCCCCGGGCCACCUAUCCAUAUUAGGCAAGCGCAAACAGGCCCCAUGGGAGGAUGAGGCCGAGGUCAGCCGCAUGGAAUGCCGGCACCAGCUGGCCACCAUGGAUCUGGAGGCCGCCGUGCAGCGCAUGACUGGGCAGCCUGACAUGCAGUUCUGGGGGGUGCAGGACCCGGUGAUGCAGGCCAUCCAGUGGGGGGAGAGCCCCGUGGUGGCAGUAAUGCCCACCAGCAGGGGGAAGAGCAUGCUGUUCAUGGUGCCUGCAUUUACUGCCCCUGGGGGCACCACCAUUAUCAUGGUUCUGCUCAUCGCAUUACAGGCCGAUAUGAUAAGACGAUGCCAGGAGCUCAGCAUAUCAUGUGUGCUAUGGGAGAGCCAGCGGCCCCCCAAUGCUGCAUCCAUCGUGUUAGUGACACCCAAAUCUACGGUCAGCCCCGAUUUCCAGACAUUUUUGAACCGGCUGCGGUGGACCCAGCGGUUGGACUGGAUCAUGAUCAACGAAUGCCAUGUGGUGUUGAAUUCCCAGCGCGAUUUCCGGCCCCAGAUGGCCUAG
This is a messenger RNA of Aspergillus udagawae, 654 nucleotides long. RefSeq lists its product as uncharacterized. Lineage: Eukaryota; Fungi; Ascomycota; Eurotiomycetes; Eurotiales; Aspergillaceae. Gene Ontology annotation, cellular component: cytoplasm; chromosome. Gene Ontology annotation, biological process: double-strand break repair via homologous recombination. The transcript has a single exon. Bases 1 to 654 code for a protein of 217 amino acids. The record is from RefSeq and is a predicted model, not a curated record. Gene Ontology annotation, molecular function: 3'-5' DNA helicase activity; nucleic acid binding; ATP binding.